This is a messenger RNA of Copidosoma floridanum, 1110 nucleotides long. RefSeq lists its product as uncharacterized. Lineage: Eukaryota; Metazoa; Arthropoda; Insecta; Hymenoptera; Encyrtidae. The record is from RefSeq and is a predicted model, not a curated record.
AUGCCAGUGAUCAAGUUUCAGCAUCUGAUUAACUCACUGAGUGGUGAGCCGGCCAGCCUUCUACGUGGCAUUGAAGUAGAAGGCGACAACUUCGAUACAGCCUGGCAAACCCUGGUCAAGCGCUAUGAUGAUAAGCUGCUGGGCUGUAACACAUACAUAAAGGUUAUAUUAGAGAUGCCGUCGGCAAGUGAAAAAUCUGUAACACACCUUAAUCAGCUGUUGUCAACCAUGAACGAGAGCUUGAACGUCUUUAACGCUCCCGCACCUACAUUGUCCAACUGUGAUGCUCUACUGGUAUAUUGUAUCACCAGCAAGUUGGCACCGGAUACACAGCUUGAUUGGGCAAAAGAGUGUGAGGCCGAAAGAAUAACUUUCGCCACGUAUCAAGUUCUUCGGACCUUCCUGGAGACGAGGAUCCGCACCCUAGAUUGUCUAGGCUCCAGCACGCGAGAAGCUGGUCCUGCUCCGACUGCCAAGGGCAACAAAGCAAGAGAUAAAGGCAAGCCAAAAGAGAAGCAGUCUACAUCCGCCCUUCUGUCCACAUCAAAAUCAGAACAGCCUUCCACCUCCAAGGGCCCCAAGCCCACCUGUCUCUAUUGUUCAGAGACGCAUUACACGAGUUCCUGCAAGCAGUUCCUAGGGAAGUCGUUGCCGGAGCGCCGAGCCUUCGUACAAAGCAGCAAGCUCUGUUUCAACUGCAUGGGACCUUCUCAUCAAGUGGGCGACUGCCUUUCCAAGAACAUAUGCCGCACCUGCCAGAGCAAGCAUCAUACCGCUCUGCAUAUGGAUCAAACCGAGCAGCCAACCAUCGGUUCAAGACCUCCACAAAAAAAAGAUAAGUAUCAGACAUCUGAUUCCACUCAGCAGACUUCAGUGCUCGCUACAUUUACCAGGAGCACGAAACUGUUGUCCACAGCUAUCGUGUCGCCGGUUUCAGACUCUGGCUUAGUCUACCAAGCCAGAGCCCUCUUGGACUCUUGUUUAGAGGAGUCUUACUUGUCGGAUCAUGUGGCGAGAACUGGGCCUCAAGGUUACAGGGACCUGCUUAGCAGUCAACAGCCUAGGAAAUUCAACUUCGAUAGCCAGGGGUUGGGUUACUCUAUCAGUUAA